AUGAUAGAGAGGAAGAGCAGGUUGGGGCAUUGAAUUGAACAACAACAGUACUUGUCUCCCGAACCUCAAAACAAAACCCUCUUCUCCAAAGUACACACAACACAACACAGCAUAACACAAAUCUCUCUCUGUCUCCAAAGCUAACUCAGUUUAAGCCAUGGACGACGACGACGAAUUCGGAGAUUUAUACACCGAUGUUCUCCGUCCUUUUGCCACAGAAUCAACACCCCCCUCUUCUGUUAUUCACACCUCCCCUCCACCCCCUUCUUCCAUCGAUCUCAAUCAGAUCCCCUGCGCCACAUCCCACUCUAUCCACGAUACACCUCAUCAAAUCGAUCCUCCUGAAACCGCCCCAACACAAGAUGACCCGCCUGUUGAAAUUGAAAAGGAACCUGAAUCGGCCGACGGCCUUAGGGUUCUUCUUGAACCGCCGGAUUCGAAACCGGUCGCGGUUGAGGUUGUUGUUGAAGGCAACGAUCCGAUGGAUCAAGAUGAUGUUAAAUUUGACAUAGAGGAAGAGAACGAAGAAGGUGGAGGCACAGAGCCGCUGAUUCCGGGAUUAUCUGGAGGAGGAGGUGGUGGUGGUGGGAAUGAUGAUGAUUGGGACAGUGACAGUGAUGAUGAUUUACAGAUAGUGUUGAAUGAUGAUAAUCACAUGGCCAUGGCGAUGGAAAAAGGUGGGGUUGUGGGUGACGAUGACGACGAAGAUGAUGAUGAAGAUGGUGGCCUUGUCAUUGUAGCUGGUGAGCCUAAUCAGGGUUUGGAAGACCAAGAGUGGGGGGAAAGUGCCAAUAUUCCGGUGGAUGGUGAGAGAAAGGAUGCCGUGGAACCGGGGAAGCCAGUCGCGGGUCCUGCUGCUGGUGGCAUUCCUGUUGUUCCUAAAGUUGGUUAUGGUAAUCAUGCUCAUGGGUAUCAUCCAUUUCAUUCCCAGUUUAAGUAUAUUAGGCCUGGUGCGACAACAAUACCCGGAGCUCCUGGUGCUGCUCAAGGAGGUCCUCCUGGUCAGAUUCGUCCACUUGCUAACAUGAUUGGUCGGGGUAGAGGAGAUUGGAGACCACCUGGAAUAAAAGGGGCUAUUGGUAUGCAAAAAGGUUUUCAUACAGGUCCUGGACAACCUAGUUGGGGAAACAAUGCUGCAGGGCGGGGUUUUGGUGGUGGAUUGGAAUUCACUCUUCCUUCUCACAAGACUAUAUUUGAUGUCGAUAUUGAGAGUUUUGAGGAGAAAUUGUGGAAAUAUCCAAAUGUUGAUGCAUCAGAUUUUUUCAACUUUGGUUUGAAUGAAGAGACCUGGAAAGAUUAUUGUAAACAGCUGGAGCAACUACGCCUGGAGUCUACAAUGCAAAGCAAGAUCCGUGUUUACGAGAGUGGUCGAACAGAGCACGAUUAUGAUCCAGAUUUGCCCCCUGAAUUGGCUGCAGCUACUGGUUUACACGACGGUGCUGUUGAAAAUGCAAAUUCUGUAAAAUCCGAUGUGGGACAAAGUGAUGUUAUGAAAGGUUCUGGACGCAUGCGACCGCCGAUGCCAACUGGUAGAGCAAUACAGGUGGAAGGUGGCUAUGGAGAACGUCUUCCUACCAUUGAUACCCGUCCUCCUCGAUUGCGUGAUUCAGAUGCAAUAAUUGAGAUUGUUUUACAGGGUGCCGAAGAUGAUGAUUCCUCUGUGGGAAUAGGUGUCCAAGAUCAAUCAGAGGAUGGAGAACCCCAGAGAGAGAGUUUUAGAGAAGACGUUGAAGCUGGAGAUGAACCAAGUUUGGAGCCUGAGUAUUCUGAUGGUAUUCCACAGGAUUAUAACCGACGAAAGAAAGAGCAUGCAGGAAGAAAAAUGCCAUUUGCGACUUCUGUUUCUUCUAAUGUAGCUAAUGAAGAUGAAAGCUUGUUCGUCUCACAGGAUGAGCCAAUUGAAUACUCUGGUUCAAGGGGCCAAAAUCCCAGGUCUUAUGGUGGCAAUUCCAGCUCUUCUCAAGAGGAAAGGAAAAUGCAAAAAACAGUGCGUAGUCAAUCUCCUAUUAGUCCUAUCCGAAAACUGAAUACAGAUGACAAUAAAAAAGAAGAUUCAGUUGAAAGCAUGGAAGUCAAAGAUACCACACUUUCGUCUUCUCCUGUCAUUGAGGAUGUAAAACAGUCCAGUUUGGAGGACAAAGAUGGCGAGCUUGAGGAUACUGGGACCGCUGAUGGAAGUCCUAGAUUGGGAAAGAAAGAAACCGAUUUAAAUGCAGUAGACAAGGUUGAUGUCCUCAAGGAUGGGAUAGAUAAGAAACAGAAUUUGACAUCUCAAGUUGAGCAACCUUUGCUCGAUGAAAGUGAUGAUUGGGAGGACAUAAAAGCUGCCAGAAGCAGCGAUAACAGCAAAGCAAGAUCAGCAAGCAGCAGAGAUAAUCAGAAGCGACGAGAGGGUCUUGAUGAAGAAGUAGUCCAGGAUCCACGAUCAACACGUCUGGCUAGCAUCAGACAACACCCUGAUGAAAAUGAGCAGGGAUUCUAUAGAAAAGAGCAUGAUGGAAAGCAAGAUCCCGAAAGAAAUCACAUGGUACUUAGAGGUAGAGAGGGAUCAUACCCUUACAAGGACCGGCAUCGUAGCUUGGCCCAUCAAUUGCAUACAAAUACUGACGGAUUUGAUAGGCAAAAAGAUAGGGACAGUUCUGACAUGGAUUGGGCAAGGAGAGAUGAUGAUGUCUAUAACAGAAAGGUUAGAACUAAUGAACCUAGAAAGAGGGAUAGGGCUAAGCUUCGAGAAAAUGAGAGAAACGACAAAGAAGAUAGCUUUCACUCUAGAAAGCAGUUGGAUAAUGGUAGCUACAGGAUUCCUUAUGAAAAGGAUGUUGGUUCACGAGACUCAAGACACAGGGAAAGAGAUGAGGGCGUGAGGGUUAGGUACGAAGCUGUGGAGGAUUACCAUAUCAAGAGGAGAAAGGACGAGGAGUAUCUUAGGAGGGAACAUAUGGACAAAGAAGAAAUUCCACAUGGCUACAGAGAAAAUGCUAGUCGGCGUAGACGAGAAAGAGAUGAGGUACAAAGAAGUAGAGAUUACCCUGAUGAUCAGUACACCAAUAGGCAGAAAGAUGAUGCCUGGCUAAUGCAGGAGAGGGGCGAUAGGCAAAGAGAUAGGGAGGAGUGGCAUCGGUUGAAACUGUCCCAUGAUGGACCCCUACCCAAGCGUGAAAGAGAAGAAGGAAGGAGUUCUGGAAGAAAUGUACGAGGGGCUGAAGAAAAAGCAUGGGUUGGCCGUGUUAGUGCUAAAGAUGAACAUAAACUUUCUGAGAAAGAUUACCAAUCUAGGGAAUCAGUUCGACACAAUGACCAACUAAAGAGAAGGGAUCGGAUUCCAGAAGAAAGUUCACAUCAUAAGGGGCGGGAUGAUGCUUAUUCCCGUGGAAAUCAAUAUACUGCUGAAGAAAGGCGAUCUAGGCAGGAAAGGUCAAGUAGUCGUAGUGAUCGUGUUGCUAAUGCUUCAGAUAACCAAAGACUUCACGAGAGGAAACACAAAGAGGGCUCAAGGAAAAGCAAAGAGCGUGAUAUUAGUGACCUCAAUAGUUUAGGUCUGUCCAAGAAAAGUCUAGAAAAUCCAAAUGGUCCAUCGAAUGAGAAGUUAGUUUCUAUUGUGAAGGGCUUGAAAGAAUCUGGUGAUCAAGAACGUGCUGAGCAUGAAAUCCCAGGGCAUCGCCUGUCCAGGAAACACCAGGACGGCAUUUCCUCCGAUGAUGAACAGCAAGAUUCUUACAGAGGACGUUCUAAACUGGAGCGCUGGACAAGCCAUAAGGAAAGAGAUUUCAGUAUAAACAAGCCCUCCUCUUCCUUGAAGUUCAAAGACAUUGAUAAGAAUAAUAAUGGUGGGUCUUCUGAAGCAGGGAAACCUGUGGAUGAAUCUGCCAAAACAGUUGAUUUGGAUAACCAACAACCCUUGAUGCCUGAAGCAAGGGAUUCUGUAGACACGGAGAGCAGGGAUGGUGAUUCCAAGGAAUCAGGGGAUCGGCACCUGGACACAGUUGAGAGGCUGAAGAAACGGAGUGAGCGGUUCAAGCUCCCAAUGCCAAGUGAAAAAGAAACCCUGGUUAUCAAGAAGCUAGAGACUGAACCUUUGCCUUCUGCCAAAACUGAAAAUCCAGUGGAGUCAGAGGUCAAACAAGAGCGACCUCCCAGAAAAAGGAGAUGGAUCAGUAACUAAAUGAAUUCUGGUGGUCUAGUUUAAUGAAGGAAAAUCUGAUAUCGUCUAGCUUUUGGGAAAUUACACUUAGGCUGAUGCUUUUAAAGUCUAGAACUAGAAUCCUUGCAAGGGUUUGAGAUAUAUUUUGUACUGUUAUGUUAAACUGUAACCACACUACCUAUAAAUUUAUUGUACACUGUAUAUACACGUAAAAUGUAAAACAUUAACUGGUUAUUACAGGUGACACAUAUUUUGGGUGUCAAAAUGUAGCUCUUACCUGGAUGAUCUGGGUUAUGAGCAGCUAGUGGCAUUGUGUCUUGAACGUGACCAAGGUUGGAUGUAUAACAUUGUAGCUGGUGGUGACAUAGAGCCUGAUACUGGCACUUUCCUCUUGUGGCAUAAGGGUGUUCAAGCUCUUGGUAAGUGAGAAACAUCUCGAAGGGCAACGGUCGAAAGAGAUGCUGAUUGCUUCCCGGCUGUGUUAUUUUUAAUCAAAUUGUAGAUGCCAUGGAUUACUUUUCUUUGUUGUAGACUAAAAGCAAGUACUGAUUACUCAUUUUUCCUAUCUUUUAUACUUUUUUACGCGGGAAUCAUGAAACUGAAGUGACGAGCCUUUGUUGUAUCUAGAUAGAUAGAUAGAUAUCAAAUCACAUGUAGUUAGAUUAGGAAUUACAAAAAUAAUAAAUGAAGUUUGAUGCAUAAUUUUUGACCA
Messenger RNA from Medicago truncatula (barrel medic), 4853 nucleotides. Its product is annotated as FIP1[V]-like protein. Gene Ontology annotation, cellular component: nuclear speck. Gene Ontology annotation, molecular function: RNA binding. Gene Ontology annotation, biological process: mRNA processing. The transcript is spliced from 9 exons. Lineage: Eukaryota; Viridiplantae; Streptophyta; Magnoliopsida; Fabales; Fabaceae. The record is from RefSeq and is a predicted model, not a curated record. The coding region runs from base 158 to 4162 and encodes 1334 amino acids.